Molecule: messenger RNA, 870 nt
Organism: Thamnophis sirtalis
Lineage: Eukaryota; Metazoa; Chordata; Lepidosauria; Squamata; Natricidae
Source: RefSeq, a predicted model, not a curated record
AAUUGACAUGUACGCGGAAGGGACGAUGGACCUGAUGGGCCUUAUUUUGUACUACCCUUUUUCUUCACCCAAGGAAAAGGAGAAGCAACUUGCUGCGUUUAUCGAAAAGGCCGAGACCAGGUACCUCCCAGUCUAUGAAAAGGCUCUGAAACAUCAUAACCAAGAAUUCCUAGUUGGUAAUCAUCUCAGCUUGGCAGAUAUACAAUUGCUUGAAGCAAUUUUAAUGUUGGAAGAGAGAAAAGCUGAUAUUCUUACACCAUUCCCUCAACUAAAGGCUUUCAAAGCAAGGAUAAGCGCUUUCCCCACCAUUAAGAAAUUCCUAGAACCUGGAAGUCAAAGGAAACCCAUCGCUGAUGAUGCUUAUGUGGCUACUGUGCUGAAGGUUCUUCAGUUGAAGUUCUCGUAACAUCAUAUCUGCUUGCCAGAGCAUCAGAUAAUCAGACCCAGCACAAGCCAACAAGAAUUCCAUCUGGCUGCAAGGGAUGCACCCCAAUCCCCAAAGGGUUCCUUUUAUUACUUAACCUCAGAUAAUGGUGCAUCUCCCACCGAGCAUCCCCACAGUUGUUUAUCAUGGCACAGUGCUGCCAGAUGUGCUAAAGCCAUGGAGCUUGCCUAGCUCUUCUUUUUGUUACCUAAAAGCAAAAGAUUAUCUGCUGGGAUCAAAAAUAAUAAAUGACUUACUCUUUGGUGCACAUAGUUAAAGUGUAUUAAAUUCUUGCAUUCAAACAAUUUGACAUAAAUGUUUUCUUUCACCUGGAAAAUGAUCAUUCAUUCAUUCAUUCAUUCAUUCAUGUUGCUUACAGACAUAGAAUCAUAGGACUGGAAGAACCCAUUAUCUUCAGUACUAUAAUACAAAUUGUUUGUUUAAAU